Molecule: messenger RNA, 1944 nt
Organism: Rattus norvegicus (Norway rat)
Lineage: Eukaryota; Metazoa; Chordata; Mammalia; Rodentia; Muridae
Source: RefSeq, a predicted model, not a curated record
AUGGGAAGCUGCCUAUCUAUUGGAGGUGGGUGCCGCGCCUGCAGCAGAGAUAACCGAGCUCCGGGGCAGACAAGACGCCUGAGUGGGAGCCGGUUCGAGGGGGUCCCCCCGCGGAUCCUUGGAACUUCCAAGAUCGCCGACCGCGACAGCUGGCGCCCGAACAGGGACCCCCGGACACGUGCAUGCUGUUGUCUUGUGUUUUUCCUUUUUGUCUUUUAUCCUCUUGCUUUAGAAUUGCAAUCACUACAGGAGUGGAACGGACUCACCGAAGGGAACUGCAGUCCCGCCUACGGAGAAGAAGUAGGUGAGGGUGAGUCACUCAUUAUGGGAGGAACGGGCUCAAAAGGACAAAAAAUGUUUGUCUCAGUAUUACAGAGGCUCUUAGCAGAAAGAGGCCUCAAAGUCAAGGAAAGUACUGCUGUAGAAUUUUAUCAAUUCCUCAUGAAGGUUUCCCCCUGGUUCCCAGAAGAAGGAGGUUUAAAUCUAGAAGAUUGGAAGAAAGUAGGUAGAAAAAUGAGAAGAUACACCGUUAAGCAUGGAGAAGAAACCAUUCCUAAACAGGCAUAUCCCAUAUGGUUACAGAUGAGAGAAAUCUUGACAGAACAGUCUGAUUUGGUCUUGUUAUCAGCUGAGGCACAAUCAGAGAAGGAUGUUGAGGAACCAGUGUAUGAUUUGCCUUAUGAUGAUGUUACUGAAGUUAAGGUUAAGGAAGUCAAGGAAAAGACUUAUGGAACUAAUAAACCCCUUGUUAAGAAAGACCCCUCAAAGAUGAACCUCUUGGGAUUGGAUGAUGACAAUGACCUCUCCCCAGGGGAUUGGGAUGAUCUAGAAGAGGAGACAGCUAGAUAUCACCAUGAUGAUGAUCUGGUCUUUACAGUGAAAAAGGGAUCCAAAGGAUCUAAAGCACGCCCAAUACCAGCCCCUCACAGAAAACUACUACCUCCAGUGGGUUUCGCAGGGGCCAUGGCUCAAGCUAGGGAGCAAGGUGACACUUCCUUCGUUUUCCCAGUGGUCUACACAGGAGACAGUGAUGAUGAAGAUUCCCCCACAUGGGAACCAUUAAAAACAUUAAAGGAAUUACAAGCUGCAGUACGAACCAUGGGGCCUUCGGCGCCCUACACUAUACAGAUAGUGGACAUGGUGGCCAGCCAAUGGUUAACUCCGCAUGACUGGCACCAGACUGUCAAAGCAACUCUCUCCCCGGGGGAUUAUAUCCUCUGGAGGACAGAAUAUGAAGACAAGAGCAAAGAAACUGUACAAAAAUCCUCAGGAAAAAGGGGGCCCAAGGUAACUUUAGAGAUGAUGCUGGGGACAGGAGCAUUUGUUGCCCCUGCUUCUCAGGUAAAAAUACCCAAGUUUAUCCUAAAAGAGGUUACUACCAACGCUGUUUUGGCCUGGAGAGCAAUCCCGCCUCCUGGGUCAAAAAAGACUGUCUUGACAGGAAUAAAACAAGGAAAUGAGGAAUCCUAUGAGACCUUUGUCUCUAGACUGGAGGAAGCUAUCCACAGAAUGAUGCCCCCAGGAGAAGGGGCUAAAAUGCUCUUAAAGCAAUUGGCAUGGGAAAAUGCUAAUUCACUAUGCCAGGAUCUUAUAAGAUCAGUGAGAAAAACGGGAAGUAUACAGGACUAUGUCAAAGCCUGCAUAGAUGCCUCCCCUGCAGUGGUACAGGGGAUGGCCUAUGCUGCUGCCAUGAGAGGACAGAAGUACUCAGCCUUUGUUAAACAAACAUAUGGAGGAAACAAUGCUAGGGGCAACUCUGGCCCCACUUGUUACUCAUGUGGAGAAGUGGGACAUUUAAAGAAAGAUUACAAAAGAGGUCAAGGGGAGGGCAAACGCCCCCCUCCUGGCCUGUGCCCACGCUACAAGAAGGGCAGGCAUUGGAAAAGUGAGUGUAGAUCAAAGUAUGACAAGGAUGGAAAUUUGAUUACAGAUAAAAAGGAGUAA